AUGUGCGACGCAUCUUUAUUUGUCGGGGCGGCUCUCCCCUGGCUCAGGGACGCUACUGAAGCUGAAGCUCGAGUGGUUUUUGACAGACUUGAUCGUUUAGUCGUCUCCCCUGAAGGGCCAAGAGAACUACCAGGCCAGUCCUACCAGACCACAGAAGUGAAAUCGCAGAAAUCUGGCGUCCACCUGUUAUCGGCGGCCGGUCCUCUAGAGCUUCCCGAAAAUAUUAAUAGGAUCCGCUUCUUUGAUCUCGAUGCCGACAAUCCUCAGGCUCCAGGCCCUGUUCACGAUGAGCUUCGCCGACGUCGUGAAGCAGAUCAAGAAGGUAAUGCAGACAACAAUCGGGACGACGUGGACGAAAACAACGGCAAUCUGAGUCGGUAUACUCCAGUAUCAGACCCUGAUGCGUCGCUAAUACUACCUUCUUCACACAUCCGACGCGCAUGCAUGCUUCUUCCAAGCAAAGAUGAAGCUAUCUUCUUUGCCGAUACUCGCUUCGUGACCUUGAGACUCGAUACUGCUCAUAACCUAGAGGACACCAUAGCACCCGGAGGGGUGCAGAGCAUUGUCGACGCAUGGCCGGCUCUACACGAGGCAAACUUCCUAGCUAUUGACGCUGUAAUUCCCAACCCGAAGAACAGCGAUGAAGCUUACUUUUUCUUCCGCGAUAAGUACAUAUUGGUCAACAUUACCACCAGGCAGAAAGUGUUCAACGCAAAGAACAUCGUUGAGGAGUGGCCCUCGCUAAGACAAGUCGGCUUCAACACGGUUGAUGCUGCCGUGCUCCUAAGUGACGGGACAGCAUACUUUUUCCGUGGCAGUCAAUACGUGCGCGUCGAUGUGAGGCCAGGAACCAACGGUGAUACGGUAGUUGGUACCGGCCCGAAGCCCAUCCAAGGCAACUGGCCAGUUCUAGACCAAGCCUCGUUCAAGACUGUCGAUUCAAUACUGACUAGUCCACACGGGGGCGAUACUUAUUUCUUCAGUGGUAGCAAUUAUUUAAAGAUGAUAAUUCAUCCAGCAAGCACACAAGAUAAGUUGACAGGAGCAGUAAAGCCUGUUAAGGAAGGGUGGUCAUCUCUUGUAAAUGCAAAGUUUUAUUAA
Daldinia loculata is the source of this 1101-nucleotide messenger RNA. Its product is annotated as Hemopexin-like domain-containing protein. The coding region runs from base 1 to 1101 and encodes 366 amino acids. The record is from RefSeq and is a predicted model, not a curated record. The transcript is spliced from 3 exons. Lineage: Eukaryota; Fungi; Ascomycota; Sordariomycetes; Xylariales; Hypoxylaceae.